Messenger RNA from Mizuhopecten yessoensis (Yesso scallop), 1765 nucleotides. RefSeq lists its product as uncharacterized. The record is from RefSeq and is a predicted model, not a curated record. Gene Ontology annotation, molecular function: zinc ion binding. The transcript has a single exon. The annotation marks the transcript as partial. NCBI's taxonomy places the organism in Eukaryota, Metazoa, Mollusca, Bivalvia, Pectinida, Pectinidae.
CGACUGCAGGAUAAUUUAUGUGACCGGUGUAAGGAAGCCCAUUCGCGCGGAAAGAAAACCAAACACGACGAGGUGGUAUUGAUAGGAGAGGCUAACCGCCAGGGCGACAAGCCUGUACCGGAGGUAUGUAAACUACACCCCGGUAAACUGUGUGACGUGUACUGUUGUGAUUGUGACAUACUGAUGUGUUUGAUGUGUUUUUCCCAGACACACAAACAACACAACUGGAAACAUUUUGAAGACGAAUUUCAAAUCAAAAAGCAACAUUUACAAGAACAUAUGACAGCAAUAUCUACUAGAAUUGCACACUUCAAGAACGUGACGUCGAAGCAUGGUCACAAAACAUUCAAAUGUAACAUUGAUACAAUGAGAAAAGACGUUAACACACAACGGGCAAUGAUGAAGUCAGAAAUAGAUUCUAUCGCGGAUGCAGUCCUGGCCGAGUUAUCGUCCCUGGAAAAGGAAGAAGCAGUAGUGCAUCAAAAAGAUUGUCAAGAGUUGGAGAAAAAUGUCAGAGAGUUGACAAGUCUGCUUGAAAAAGCGGAAAUGACGGAUACAACGAGUACAUUUGAAAUGGAAAGGUCAUUGAGGACGACUCUACCAUUGUAUGAUGUUAAUGUGAAGGAUGUUCUACCGAAACUACCAAGCUUUGUUACCGGAAGUAUCGACCGCGUCCUGUUGACGAAAAUGUUAGGUGAAUUACAUCACGGGAACCAGUACGAGAAGACAGACAUCGACAGUAAACACGUUCAACGUCUCUCUAAGUUUACUGUUACUCAACAAAAUCAAAAUCAAAUAAUGUGUAUAUGUACCGUCGACGACAGCCACGCGUGGUUAUCAAUAUACCACCACCAGGGUCUGGUACUGGUCAACAGGGAGGGUGUGGUCAUAGAGACAGUAAAACUGGACUUCUGUCCGUACAUGAUCACCAUGGUCGGGACAACAGACAUACUUAUGACCAGUAAUGAACCUAGAACAUUUGUAUAUAAACUAUCACUACACAACAAAGAAGUGACAACAUUUGCUGACAUCAGACCACAUAAAGCACGUGAUAUCAGUAUCAACGAGAGAGGCGAGGUGUUUGUUAGUACAGCUUCACCAGACAUAGUGGUACUGAAUCAGUCAGGUACGAUUGUGAGGAAAAUGGCGUGUGGAAUGAAUGGGCGGUGUAUUACAUGUUUGUCGUCAGGAUACAUUGCAGUGUCGGACUUAAGUAAUGUAUCAAUCGUAACUGACAGUUCUGGUAAAACCAAAUAUAAAUGGACUGGUGAACUCAACAACGGUCAACAGGUUGGUAGUAGGGACCUCUGUAAGAUGUCAUGUGACAAGUACGACAGACUGUUUGUACCAGACUACACUAACAACCAGGUGCAUGUCCUACCGAGAGAUAGUACACAGGCCACGUGUCUCCUGGACCAGAAACAUGGAGUGAUAAGCCCUACAGCGGUGGCUGUAGACACGUGUGGGAACGUGUGGAUCGGGUGUGAGGACGGUACCGUACACGUGAUGCGACUGUAGAGUUAGACAAGUAUAUUGUGACAUACAGAAAUCUGUGGUAAUGAUAGAACAUAUCGCCUGGUAAAAAUGUGUUUAGAGAUAAUCCCUUAAUGUUCUACCUGUACUACAUAUAUAGAUAUAUAGAAUUGAAUGGAUCAGUCAUUGAUAUGUGGUGUAAAUUUGACGUUGACGUUAUUUAAGGAAUGAUUUUUAUUUUUUCAACAUUUAUGAGGUCAUAACAACAAUGGGUUUAUGGACAUAUUGAAUG